Messenger RNA from Menidia menidia (Atlantic silverside), 8467 nucleotides. NCBI's taxonomy places the organism in Eukaryota, Metazoa, Chordata, Actinopteri, Atheriniformes, Atherinopsidae. The record is from the annotation of a GenBank genome assembly.
ACAAGAGAAGGUAACAGUUAACCAAGAGAGUAUCAGAUCUAAAGCAACCUCCAGGUCUGCGGCUGCACGUCUCCGCUGAAAUAACUUCAGACGUCGGCAGGUGGUCAAGUGAAGGCUGAAGACAGAGCUGCAGACACCAUUUCAUUACACCAAAGGGUAUUUUCCUCAAAGGAACUGAGUGAGUCGGAGCUCCGCUUUUUUGGGGGACAUUCUCCACUGAAAUGACCUGUUAUGGAAGGAGAGGGCCAUAAAGAAAAAAGGACCAUAUUAAGCAUCCCGAUAUAACCCGAACCACUGGUCAUCUCUUUGCAAUGAAUCGUCUCUUCUCCACCGGAUGAAAUGCCCCGACCCUAACACCGCCGCACCAUGGCAGCUUUAGUCUCCGCUUUGCGCUGGGCGAAGAUUCUUAGGGCUCUUCUGCAUGCCCAACAUGCGGUGUUUCUUGGACUAACAAUACUCAUAACAGUGAUUGCAGCAGACGCACCUGUUGCAGAUGAGCCUCUAUUGGACUCUGCACACAACACUAUGGGAUUUCUCGGAGAUAUUCCAAGUCCAACAGGAUCGUCAUUAUCAGCCUUAUUAAAUUCACAUUACACUACCUUUGAAACCCCAGAGUCACCUGGUGCCCCCUCACCCAUGUCUCAACCAACUGAUGGAGAUAGGACUACUGACACUGCACUUUUUAAGCCAGAGGUUAACACACAUCACUCCAAAUCUCAGAUGCCAGUCGAUGUCCUUAAAGGAAACCCAGGUAUUCUGACCACUCCAUUGAGUAAAACUUCACAACCUUCUCUGGCGUCCGCUCCACGAUAUGAAGCAUCAGCCAAACUCUCCACAGACUCAAAGAUGGUCAGGACAGAUUCAAACUUUCAGGCAUCGUCUCAUCCUCCAAUUUAUACAAGUUCCGACCCAUCACUCCAGUGGAAUACAGCCAUGACAUCUUCAAACCCAACUGCUUUUAGAAAAUCAACACCUCAUCUAGUUCUUCAUUCCGUGAAGCAAGCCGCUUCUAGUGAGAUACAGGAUAGGCAUUCAAAUCAGACACUGCCCAUCAGGACCUUUAUGCCCAGUCCACCUCUGGAACUCCCAAUACUGGCAUUCUCUGACUCUUUGGCAAACGAAUCACAUGGUCAAAUUGGGAAAUCAAGCCAGCUGAGCCCCAGCAUUGUGGCCAUGGAAAACAAACCAGCUCCCGGCAUAAACAUGCUGCCUGAUGAGAUUCCGUCCCCUGGACACCAUGUGCCUUUCAUCACACCCCACCAUGCAACACCUUUAUCUGAGCCCACCGACUUGACUCCAGAGGACUACUACCCCACCAACACCAUGGAUGUGGACUGGGGGUCCGGCGAUUACCUGGAGACAAUGUCUUUCUACAAUUCAGAUGGAGAUCCAUAUUCUCUGGUCACCAAGGUGCCCUCUGACCCUUUUGAUCUCCAGGACUAUACAGAAAGCUAUGACACAUCCUUUCCUUCCAGAGUGGGAAUAUCACCCUCAUCCUUAAACCCUCUUCAAGUCUCAGCUACUCCCAGCCUUUUGACAACAAGCAGCACCAUUGUUCCCCUUAAAUCUGUUAAUCCUUCCACAUUUUCUACUUCAGCUCUCAUUACACUGGAGCCCACACAAACACCCAGCACUGACAUAUCGGUUACGGCAGACAUUGACUGGGCAGAUACGUUCACAAUUCAACCAACAGACGUCCUCCUACCUGACAUGAACAGCUUGGAGUAUUACACCACUCAGCUGACCAAGGAGAACAGCACAGGAACUGGAGCAGAACAUGGAGGGGAUGUUACAGUGGUGUCUAUCAAUGCCACAGAGAUGUCACCCUCCACUGGCUUCACCAGUGACACUAAUCUGACCGAAGAGGAGUCCUCUGGUGACCUGUCAGGCUUUGAGGUUCAUGAUGAAUCAACCCCAGCAGCAACAACGGAGGAGAGUCCUCAUCUUGUCAAUAUCUCGGAGCCUUUUCUCGCCCCUUCGAUUGUCCCAACUCACUUCUUUGAGACAUCAUCCUCCAUAUGGGGGGGGCAGGUGUCCACAGAUUGGGCUGCACAUACAAGCAUCGUAGGUGUGCACACUGCUCCAGCAGAACCUAGCGCAACGCCAGUGCUUCCGGAAGAUGUGAUACCUUCCUCCUCUCUGACAGAUGUUCACUGGUUUGUUACAGAUUCUGUCUCAGAAAGCUCCACACACACCACUCCUGUCUUAAGUGCAACUACGACCUUCUCCCCCAGUCCCACUGAACCUGCUGCCAACGACACUGCCGGCACAACAGACCCAACUUCCCCAGAUCCAACCUUUGCAACUGAACAACCUCUAAACACAUCGUCAGCUUCCACUGAUUACACAUGGCACAAUGUCACUCUAGUACCCCCAGUUAUGUUGGGUGAUGAGGGUGUGACUGAAGAUGGAGAUGACAUCCCAGCCACAAUGACCUUGAUGCCAGCGAGCAGCGAGGUUAAUACAUUGUCUUCUGCACCCACCACUACAACUGCCACAACUACUCCUCAUCAAGCCACAACCGGGGUUGAAGCCACCACCGAGGCCUCGACUACUGUCGGCAUCAUCUCCACUACCAGUGAAAUUACCACAGCCAUGGCAACAACACCGAGGCAGUACCUCUGCAGACAUGACAGGCCGGCUUACUUAACGAAAAUCGGUUUCCCCUCUGGAGCCACUGUUGGAUAUGCCAAAACUCAAAUCAGAGACAUACUGAAAGGCGAAUUCAACAAAUCGGUGGAGCUGCAGGUGGUGGACCCCCCACCAAGAUUUGUGUUCCGGGUGGUGUCAGGUCCAAUCGUGUACUCAGCCAUUUCCGUCAUCAACGCUCUGCGAAGGUCCGGGCGUCGUUUCCUGUCAGUAUCUCCCAACCUGAAGACACCUGACCGUAAAUUUCAAGUCCACACAGUGCUGCAGUUUGUUCCCGGUCACAUUGACGUGCGCUACUGCAACUUCAGCGAGAGCGUGGAGAGAGGUCUGACCAUGGCCUUCGCAGAAGUGCGCCGGCGCUCGAAGGGGUCAACCAACGUCACAGUGCAUAUUGUAAACGUGACAAUGGCUUCUCCUAAAUAUGAGGAACAACGCCUGGUGAGUCGGCCAGUGGACAUCACCUUCGCUGUUAGUGGUUCGAGGGGCUACCUAAUGGGGUCAGAGGUCAGCAAUGCUCUGAUGAAAUUCACAGUGGUGGAGUUCAGUUAUUACAUGGGCUUUCCUGUUCUGCAGAUUGCUGAGCCUUUCCAUUAUCCGGAGCUAAACACCAGCCAUUUGCUCCGCUCUUCCUGGGUUAGAACAGUCCUCUUAGGUGUACUGGAGCAGAAAGCGGGUGAAAGGACCUUCCAAGCAAACAUAGAGCGCCGGGUGGCGAUGUUGCUCGGGGAAGCGAUGGGACAAGUCCGACGGGUUAAAAGAGCCACCGCUGUUGGCAACAGCAGUGUUCAGGUAGUAAGUGCAGGCCGGCUGGUGGGUGCGGACCACCCUUUGGAAAUAGUGUAUUUUGCGGAGGGUCCCAGUGGUGAGAGAAUGCCCGCAGUCCACACAUCCAACCUGCUCAACAGCCUGGACGUUCAGAGGGCCGCCAUUAUCUUGGGAUAUCGUGUCCAGGGCAUUUUGGCUCAGCCUUUCGAGAAAGUGGCAUCCCCUCCCUCUGAAACGGAGAACUCAAACAUAUGGAUCGUCGUUGGAGUGGUGAUUCCCCUCCUUGUGGUUAUAGUCAUCAUUUCCAUCCUGUACUGGAAACUGUGUCGGACAGAUAAGUUGGAGUUUCAGCCAGAUGCUAUGACAUCUAUCCAGCAGAGACAAAAGUCGCCUGCAUCAUUCAGUGAAUCAGGAGCCUCUCUGCGUCAACCACUCCCACAAACUAAAAGAGAAAUUGAAUUUAGUGAGGAUGAAGAGGAGGAGGAGGAGGAGGAGGAGGAGGAAGAAGAAGAAGAGGAGGAGGAGGAUGAGGAGGAGGGGGAGGAGAUAGAGGUUGAAAAAGGGAAGAAACCAGUAGCUCCAACAAAGGGCAAACAAAGCGCGAACAAGCAGGAAGAAGGAGAGGAGGAGGAAGAGGAGGAGGAGGAAGAAGAAGAAGAAGAGGAGGAGGAAGAGGAGGAGGAGGAAGAAGAAGAAGAAGAGGAGGAAGGGGAAGAAGAAGAAGAUGAGGAUGAAGAUGAAAAGAGGAAACUUAGAAAGACAGAAACUGCCUCACAGCAGAAGAGAGUUCAAGAGAGCAAAGCUGUGUUAAAGAAACCGGGGGGGCAGAAGACAGAGGAGAGGAUGGCAGUUGUGUCUAAAGGGAGGAGAGCCCAGCAGGAGGUACAUGGUGUAGUAGACCUACAAACUCCCACUGUGAAAGGAUUUGACUUUGCCAAACUUCAUCUUGGCCAGCAGAGUAAAGAUGAUGUCAUGGUGAUCCAGGAGCCUGGUCUCCCAGGGCUUGGGUCUGGGCCCCUCCCUAUAUCCCUCAAAGAUGGCCUCUGUCCAUCUGAAAAUGGAGAGAUCCUUACACCCAAAUCUAAAACCUCAGCAUCCUCCAUGAAGGCAUCCCGCAGUGGUCGAAGGAGAGAAAGGAUCUCCCCGUCAGACGGUGACUCGGUGGUGAGUGAUCAUUCGAGUGAGCGGGAAUCGACAGAGGAGAACCUGAGAGUCCAAGCCACGCCCAGCGACAGCAAGCAGACCCGUAAGGUCCCCAUAAAUGUUUUAAAUGGCAAGUGGCCUUGGCAACACUCAACAUCACCCCUCCAAACACAGACUGUGAAUGUGCACAGGGAGGGGAUGGGAAGAACUGGCAAGAAUAGAAUUGGUCCUCCUCCUUUGAAUGGGGCAGCAAAAGAGCCGCAGUCCUCAGCCGCCAUCUUCGAGCACGUCGAUCGGAUCUCUCGCACCACAGAUGCAAGCAGGAGACUUCCCAAUAAAGUCCAGCUAAUUGCGAUGCAGCCCAUGCCUGUCCCACCUCUGCACAGUCCACCCAUCAAUAGCAAAAUGUCCGAUACAAACCAGAUCAACAAAGAGAUUCGUUUACGUGCCAAAAGGAAAGGCCACUACGACUUCCCUGCAAUGGAAGACAUGGUUGGUGGCCUUGGAGAUUCCAGAGACCAGGAUCAGAUUUACCAAAAAGCCCAGACGCAAAUCAAUAAGAUCCUGGAGCCAGACACUCAGAUGCCCUCCAUGUUCAUGGAGCCAAAAAAAAGUGGCCGUGGGAGGCGCUCUCCUAAACAGAGGCUGAAGGAUCAGCUGAAUGGGGGCAUGAGGGAAGCAGACAAAGACCACCUCAUCACCGAAGACAUCGAUGCUUACAGAAAGUGCCCUGGUGUCAACAAUGUAGCCUAUGUGUCGGACCCUGACCAGGGCCCAGGAUCCCCGCACAGGAGCCCUUCCCCCACGGAUGACGUCUUUCUAGGUCCUGCUUCCUCACCUCCAGGGCAUGCCCCUCCCCCACCACCCUACAUGCCUCCACAGCCCUCCAUUGAGGAGGCGCGGCAGCAGAUGCACUCCCUGCUGGACGAUGCCUUUGCUCUGGUGUCGCCCACCUCUCAGGGCAGCACAGCAGGGAUCACUCUCCCCGGAGUCAACAGCAACCCCCAGUGCUCCAGCCCUCCAGGUCGCGGCCCUAGAGGUUGGGGUCCCUCCUACCAAACUCUUGGCCCGCUCCCUGGUAGGUUCUCUGAGCUGGGCAUGUCCUCUACUGCAGUCCAAGGCUUGACACCCAGACAGGGCCUUGGCUCCAGCUAUCUACCACCAGGAGAAACAGCAGGACAUGGCGAGCAGCUCCAGCCAGACAGCCUGUUCUCCAGCAGGGGCCUCUACGCCGACGAGCUGCCGUCCUCUGCCAGACCACGUCCGGUGGGGGGAACCACAGGUGCCCAACUCCAUCAUCUGACACAGGUGGGCUUGUCCAGUCGGAUGAAUGGUUACCCGGCAGGGGUCAGGGCUGCUCCUGGCCAGAAUGGGGGCGCAGGCUGGAACCAUUUCCACGAUGACCAUUUCUCCAAGGCGGAGCCAGAAAGAGAUGUAUUGCACAGAAGUGGAAUGAGGGACCCCACGGCGCCCCCCACCCACUUUGAUUCUCCCGGCGUGGGCUAUGUGACAUCCCCACAACCUCUGGAUACGUCUCCUCCCAUUCAGUCCUCUGCGUCCUUGAUAAAGGCCAUCAGGGAGGAGCUGCUGCGUCUCUCCCAGAAACAGGCGUCUGUGCCCAGCUACCACAGCUGAAGCGCCUGAUUCUGGUCUCCAGCUGUAACCAGUCACGUCACUGACCCCGCCUGCUCUACCUGAUCUGACAAUGCUUCCUAUGGAAGUCCCUGAAGCUGCACAGCAGAGAGGUUGUCCAGCAGAGGCAGCUCAUAAACGUUUGGAACUUUUAGGGCUGCCGUUUUGGGGGGGAAAGAAAACGAUGACAGAACGGUGAAUUAAGAGGGAGAACACGUCGGGGACAGUGGUAUGAUAUACCCAACAUCAUGAGCAGUAUACACCAGACCAGAGAGGGAAGCCACGUGUGGACUCAUCGUGCCUGUGUCACUGUCCUGCACUUCAUUGUGGAUCCGGGAGGGAUAUCGCCAACUUCUGGCUGCUGUGGAUCCACACGUCGAUCAUUUCGCAUUUCGCUGCACUACUACAGACUCUGCAUUCCUUCUUUUCUUUUUUAAUUUUUUUAUAUUGCCUUCACAGACAGCCACAGGUCACCUGAAGAAGCAUCUUCAUUUACUAUUAAAACUACCAUGUAUGUCAUUUUUUUCUUUCUUAAUGUCCUUUUCACCAUUAGGUGCUACGUCUGUUCUCUGCCAUGAUGAGCCAUGCUUUGCCUUGACACUGUGACACAGUUCACCGGACCACAUCUACUGUUCAAGCCUAAAAUAAGGUCACAGUUCACAGAACAGCAAGCCAGUUCAGAGAGUGAGAGAGAGAGGUAAAGUGGGGCAUCCAUACACACCACCAAUUAAGAAAAAUGCUACCUAUUUGCUUAUUGCAGUAUAACAGAAUUAGUCUGGGUCGAUAUUCUUUUUUUGAAUCUACUAACCUACAGUGCUUUCUUGUUUUAUCACACAAUAGUCCUGUGUUGUUCUCUGUUUAUUUAUUUGUGUUAGUAGCUAAAAGUCAGAUAGUUAAACAGCAAGAAAAAUAAAGACCUUGAAACGAAAACUUCAACCACGAUUUCAGAGGCAGGUUUUACCGAUAAGGUACUUGACAAGUAUGAGUAAAUAUUACUGUAUGUUUUCAGUAUUUGGAUGUUACUUGAUGCACUGUAUUCAGACUACUCGGUACAGCUCAGGUCUUUUAAAAAGAAAUUCCAGUGAAAGGACAUAUAGUGGGGACGUUUGAAAGAACCAGUGUUCUUUUUCUAACAACUGUCUGUUGAUUCUGCAUGGACGACCAGCUAUUGUAUCAUGCAGUGUUUAAAGUUUUCUCUGCCUCUCUGGGAGGGAAAUAAGAGUGUUCUACAUUUAUUAUCCCACAUACUUUAAUUGCAGUCAGAUAUUUGGUUUGAUUUCUAUUUCUUUAUGUAAUUACGCUCAACUAAACGUCUCUUUUGUUGUGUUCUGGUUAGAAAUGAUACAGGGUUCCAUUUUCUUUUUCUUUUACUUGGCAAUCCAUUGACAUGAUUCUGUGCGACAUCUUAGGCUCUGGAGUUAUCAUUUGAGUUAAAUAAAGGAAAACAAAUCAUGGCCUUUUUGAAAGUAAAUAAUGGUUUGGGAUUGCGUUUUUGGAUUGUGGGCGAAUCAUAAACAUGACCUACACAAGCCUUGGUUUUUGGCCUGGAGUUCAAACAGUCUGAAAAUAUGGCCAGCUUGCGCUUCCCAUGCCAUGUUCUGAUCUAGCGCCAUGUGCCUUUUGGACUCACCUGACCCACUUAAUCGCUGCGGGAGGCAGAAAGUCUGAGUCAGUUUUAUAAUCCAGUCUGCUGUAAAAACAAAUACAAACAAAAACAGCCUGAAUAGGGACAAUUCUGACAGGGCUGUGGGUUUGUGGAUACGGCGUGCUACAAUAUCACAGUUAUAGUGGGACUGUAGCCUCUGGUUGUCUAUUGUGCUUCCCUGUUCACUGGUCUUGUGUUACCAAUCUCACACUGUAUGCCUCCAUCUGCUGGGUCUGUACUGUAACUACAUCUCUUUGUGUCUGUCAUCAUUUUCUUUGUGUUGUAUUUUCCUUUUGAUCGUUUUCUACAUUGUGAAAACCAACUGUUGGCUGGCCCAACUUUACAUUUGAUUUUUGUUGCAUGUUUUUAAUCAUUGCGUUGCUCUGGUUUGUUUUUGAGCAUGCUGUUAAAAAAAAAAAUCUUGAAAUACAAAAGAGGAUGCUACCAGACCGGCCUUUGGACUUUGUGUGUACCCAAAUCUGAGGUCUGUUUUAUCUGAUUGGAUUUAAUCAGGUUCAUUUGUAUAUAAAGCAAACUCAUAUCCUCACAUCUCAUGUCAUUCAUUUGAAGUGUGUGGUGGGUUGUAAUUAUCACCAGCAACCAGAGGGUGUCAGCACAUUUCAAGGAAAUUAA